Molecule: messenger RNA, 801 nt
Organism: Hyphopichia burtonii NRRL Y-1933
Lineage: Eukaryota; Fungi; Ascomycota; Pichiomycetes; Serinales; Debaryomycetaceae
Exons: 1
Coding region: 1-801 (266 amino acids)
Biological process (GO): mitochondrial respiratory chain complex I assembly; mitochondrial electron transport, NADH to ubiquinone
Cellular component (GO): mitochondrion
Source: RefSeq, a predicted model, not a curated record
AUGUCAUUGAGAACCUUAGGAUUAAACUCUACGUUGAGUCGUUUUUUCGCCAAAUCAAACGAUUUGACCAAAUCAGUUCAAACUAUACUUGAUUUCAAAAAAAAUCCACAAGAGUCGUUUAGUAAUAUAAUGACCCGAUGUGACCAGGAAAUGGGAGGAUACUCUACGGUUAAUUUUGAUUACGACGAACUGCGGAAAAUGGGCCAUUUCCAUGGAUACUUGAAUUUAGAUUUGCCAAAGAAUAAUCCAGAAAUUACUCGUUCAGGCUACGCCAUGUUUAGAACCAAAGACCAAAAAGAAUCCUGGCUUUCGGGAAACGUGUUUUGGGAUUGGUCAAAUUUCCAAUCUUUGGUUUUAAGGGUUCGUGGUGAUCGUCGUAAGUACUUGGUCAAUAUUCAGGCCAAUACUCCUUUGGUCACUGAUUUAUUCCAACAUCGUUUGUUUUUAAACCAUCCAGGAGAGUGGGAAACGGUGGUUAUUCCAUUGAAUGAUUUUGUCAUGACUAAUUGGGGGGUUAUUCAAGAUGGCUCGGAAAUUAAUAAACUGGAAGUUAAAACUGUUGGAAUUGGGUUAUUAGAUAAACAAUACGGUCCUUAUUCUCUUGAUGUUGACUGGAUCAAGGUGAUGACCGGCGCAGAAGUAGAGAAGGUUGCCGAUAAAUCAAGACACGAGAGGUUAUCCAUCCUGUCUUCCUCUGAAAAUGAAAAUAAUUCCGGGGUAGAAAGUGAUAUUCCAAUUGGUAAUGGUGGCUCUGCCUUGAACACCACCAAACAUCAAGAGCCAAAAGAUACCGUUUUUUAA